CUCGAUUUUUUUUCCAGCCAAUCGUCGACGAGCUCCCGCAGCAGCGGCACGCCUCCUCCAGGCGCAAUUCGCCCAGAAAAUAGCGGAUCUUUUUUUAUUCUGCGGAUUCCCGCGUUACGCCCGCUCUCCACCUUCCGCGACUCCGCGUGUGCACGCUUCCAGGGGCCGGCGACAUGCUCCCGAUGCGGAUUGGCAGCCGGCUGUGAGAAGGUUCGAAGCGGACCCGGUGGUAAUGCCUCCCCGCAGCGCUGAACCUGUUCCACCCCGCACACAAAGCCUGUAAAGCAGGCCGUGUUCCUCCCCUCAAACAUGUCGGGGAAUCAGUACAAAGGCAACGACGUCAGCUGCUGCAUCAAAUACUUCAUCUUCGGAUUCAACAUCCUGUUUUGGCUGCUGGGCAUGGCCUUGGUGGGCAUCGGCCUGUGGGCGUGGAGUGAGAAGGGGGUUCUGUCCAACAUCUCGUCCAUCACAGACCUGGGGGGUCUGGACCCAGUGUGGCUCUUCAUGGUGGUCGGGGGGGUCAUGUUCAUUCUGGGCUUUGCGGGAUGCAUCGGAGCCCUGCGGGAAAACACCUUUCUACUCAAGUUUUUUUCCGUGUUUCUGGGGAUUAUCUUUUUCUUGGAGCUGACCACGGGAGUCCUGGCGUUUGUCUUUAAGGACUGGAUUAAAGACCAGCUCAACCUGUUCAUCAACAACAACAUCCGGGCGUACCGGGACGACAUCGAUCUGCAGAACCUCAUCGACUUCACGCAGGAAUACUGGGAUUGCUGCGGUGCGUUUGGAGCAGACGACUGGAACCUGAACAUCUAUUUUAACUGCACCGAUGGGAAUCCUAGUCGAGAAAAGUGCGGCGUUCCCUUCUCCUGCUGCACCAAGGACCCAGCGGAGGAUGUAAUCAACACUCAGUGUGGAUACGACAUUCGAGCUAAACCAGACUCAGAGCAAAAGGACUACAUCAACGUGAAGGGCUGCGUGCCGCAGUUUGAGAAGUGGCUGCAGGACAACCUCACCCUGGUGGCCGGGAUCUUCAUCGGAGUCGCACUCCUGCAGAUCUUUGGGAUUUGUUUGGCCCAAAACCUAGUGAGUGACAUCGAAGCUGUGCAGGCCAGCUGUUUCUUCACCUGAUGCUGAAGCGGCAUUUCAAUUCUAACAGCUCGGGAUCUGGAACACAUCGCCGUAGGACCUUUCAGACGACCUCGCUGAUCUGCUGAACUGCUUCUCUUCACCGAACCAGCACCUUUUCUCUGAGGCACUACUACGUGAACCGCUCUGUAUAUAACACUGUGUGAGUCGUUGGAGAGGAAGGUUAAACAUGCACUACAUGCGAGUCGCUCGGUUUUGAUAGCGACGUGUAGAGAGUAGGAGUUUUGAUACAUCUUUUUGAUAAUAGAUCGGUAUUUUUCACUGUGGAAAUGCCACUCCACUGCUAAACUCAUUAUGUGAUGUAGUGUGUGUGUGUGUUCCAGAACAGUCGGACGAGCUCAUUUUAAAGCUGCUUGCUUUGCAUACCUCCCCUCUGCUCCCUCUCUGCCUCGGGUUGGCCGAGUAAAGAAACUGAAAGGAGUCACGUAUAUGUCACGUUUUUUUCUUUCACAAAAAACACAAAGGGUUUUGGUGGGUUACGGCGCACUCCAUGCACUCAUCACACAGCUUACACUAACUGCUAGUAGUUGUCAUCGGUCAGCCCCAACGGACUGUUUGCAAAAAAACUUUCAUCCCAAAUUGGAAAAGCAAACACAAACACAAAAUUUGUUUUUUUUUGUGUUACUGAAUAUUACGUCUAUGUCCAUAUGAUACAUUUAAUAAGUGAUGUCUGUAUGUUGAAACACUUAUUGGUUUCUAGAAUCAUUACUUCUUUAAAUAGUGCCCAUAUCUAUUUGGAGGGAAAAUAUCUAGUCAUUGUUUAUGAAGCUUUAAAGGGCCAGUGUGUAGGAUCUACCCAAUAUUUCAAGAAAUGGAAUACAGCACUAACUGUUUUCAUGUAUGUAUAAUUACCUAAAAGUAUUGCUGUGUUUUGAUUAGCUCAGAACGAGGUUCGAUAGGCCCCUCCAUGUUUCUACGGUAGCACAGAAAAGACAAACCAACCCUGGAGAGACUUCCACCAGGAGGCCAUCACACUGCGACACACCAUGAAAGAGAAGCUACAAUCUGCUACCUCACCGCUAGAGGUCACUACAUCCUACACACUGGACCCUUAACUGUUGCAGUUUGCCUGAAUCGAGUAGCUAGGUCUGUGAAACACAGGCUAUUUUGCCACCGGACUUUGAAAGGGAUUUUGCGUUCAUGAGUUUGGAGAGGAGCCAUGCUGUUUGUAUGAAGAGAGUGGAAAAAAAAUCUGAACUAAUCUUUCAAUUCAUUUUUUAUUUUAGCAUCCGUACCAAAACUUGCAGUAGCACAGGCAACCUGGUCCUACUAUCAUUUUAUAGCCAGUAGGAAGUCAGUCUCUCACUCAGAGUUAACCCCUUAGUUCACCUUUUAAAAUAUUGAAGAUUUGAAAUAACAAUUUUUUUUUAAAAACAUGUUGAAGUUUUGAUCCACGUUUGUAGUUUUAACCCACUUGUCAUGUCAUAUGUUGGUUAUAAGCUUGAUUAGCAGGUGAAGUUUCACUCACUAGGUUCCAUAGCAUGGUGGUUCCAACACAAGCAGCAAGGCAUUCAUCUCGACUUCUUCAUAUUGUGAGAUGAGAAUAGGUUCAGUGUUAUCUUCAACAUUUCUGCCCUUACUUGGACUUGUAAUGAGAUCAAGUGUAACUACCUGUUAUUAUGACGCACAUCCGACCAGUAAACAAUUUGCUCAAAGCAUGCGUCACCCGUUUUGUUUCAUACAGUAUUGUUUUUGAUACUGAAUCUGUCUCGUACAUUUGAUGUAAAAGAGGCUUUACUACUGAAGCUGCUUGUCAGAUGGCGCUGAAGAGAGGCAGACUAGUGUCACUCACCACUUCUACAUACUAAACUAUCACAUGGUAUCUCAAACACUGUCAUGUAACUACCUCCUCUAAUAUCCUCAUCUCAUGUCAUGUUGGAAUUGGACUGAUUUUAAUACCAAUUAAAAUGAAAUAUAUUGACAAGAAAUGUGCAUACUUGAGUUGUUUAACAUUUUGUUUUUCCAUCCACUGGUUUGUUUCACUUCACACGUGUCAUGCGGCGUCUUAGGGGUCCGUCGCUGCUGACGAUACAGCUGCCACCAUUUAAUUGAAAUAUAAACUACAGCCGAAAUUUGUACAGUGUGAAGGUUGGCCACCUGGGGGGAAUAAAUGUUCAAAUUCUGUCUGUUCCCAUGUAUGCAGUAGUGCCAUUGUAAAUGUCAGAAUGAUCCGUUCAUCUUUUGUGUCAAGAUUAAAAGACAUUCCUCAAGUGUU
Pungitius pungitius (ninespine stickleback) is the source of this 3358-nucleotide messenger RNA. It is a transcript of the gene tspan5a, whose product is annotated as tetraspanin 5a. Gene Ontology annotation, cellular component: plasma membrane. The record is from RefSeq and is a predicted model, not a curated record. Lineage: Eukaryota; Metazoa; Chordata; Actinopteri; Perciformes; Gasterosteidae. The coding region runs from base 310 to 1125 and encodes 271 amino acids. The transcript has 10 exons.